This is a messenger RNA of Hyalella azteca, 2324 nucleotides long. RefSeq names its product U3 small nucleolar RNA-associated protein 4 homolog (gene l(3)72Dn). Gene Ontology annotation, biological process: maturation of SSU-rRNA from tricistronic rRNA transcript (SSU-rRNA, 5.8S rRNA, LSU-rRNA). Gene Ontology annotation, molecular function: RNA binding; protein binding. Gene Ontology annotation, cellular component: small-subunit processome; 90S preribosome; t-UTP complex. The record is from RefSeq and is a predicted model, not a curated record. The transcript is spliced from 13 exons. The coding region runs from base 42 to 2228 and encodes 728 amino acids. NCBI's taxonomy places the organism in Eukaryota, Metazoa, Arthropoda, Malacostraca, Amphipoda, Hyalellidae.
AAAUUUAGUUUGUUGUUUUGAUAUCAGUUAAAUAUUUAAUAAUGAUUGAACAUAGUACUGACAUUCAUCAUGUAAAUUUUGUCAAUUACUGCCCAUCAGAAAUUACAAAAUUAGGAAUUGAUGCCAAAACAAGCACUCUGGCUGUUGUCAGGGCUGACAACAGCGUUGAGAUAUGGAACUGCAAUCACCGCCCUGUUCUACUGAAGAUCUUAAAAGACAUCAAGACAGGUCGUGUGGAGUGCGUGGUGUGGUGCCAGGGUCGUCUGUUUGCCGGCAACCUAGACGGCAGCAUCAAGGAGCUCCCCGUCUCCUGCCCCCCCACCAGCCCCUGGAGGAGAAAGCCCAUCUCUGUCCCAGGAGGAGCCUGCUGGAGCCUUGCUGUCAACAAGGAGCAGACCAUUAUUGCUGCCAGCAGUGACGGAGGACACAUUUCUCUCUUUGCUGUGCUGGAGGAUGACUUGCAAUUUGAAUCCAUCAUUGAAAAACUUCCCAGUCGCGUGGUGAGCCUCGCCUGGCAUGAGGACGGUAACUACAUUGCUGCAGCGUGCGGCAAUGCUGUCUACAUCCGCUCCUUGCAGCCCAAGAAGUUGCGCAGGAUCAUUGUGCUGCCAGACACGCAGGUGGUGCCAGCGCAGGUGUGGUGCGUCACUGUCCUGCCAGACCUCACCAUCGUCGCCGGCGACUCUACGGGCGCGGUGAGCUUCUGGUGCGGGCGGACGUGCACGCAGAUCAGUAGCGUGCGCUCCCACGAGGGCCCCGUGCUCGCCUUGGCCGUCAACCCUGCCUCCACCAUCGUCUACGCUGCAGGUGUGGACCCCAAGAUCCAGAGCUACGCGUACAAGAGCAGCGCGCAGCAAUGGCACGCCUCCCACCUGCUCGAGAACCACACGCACGACGUCGCUUCUCUCGUCGUCGGCCCCAACGGCCGCAUCUACUCCGGCGGAGUGGACACGCAGCUGGGGGUGUCAUGGUACCCUCCCAAGACGGUGUUCCAGCUCAGCAGCCGCCCUCCCGACGACCACGUCAGCGUCGCCGGCGACUCCGUCCUGCUGGUGUCGCCGGGCGAGGGCGUCAAUUGGUGGCGCCUGGGCGCCGCCUCACCCACCAACACAACGGGCGUGCAGCCCCUCAAACAGGACCGCGUGUUGGUGGCGCGCAUCGAGACGCGUGGCGACGCUGUGAGCUGCGCUCUCAGCCCCACAGCGACCUGCGCCGCCUGCAUCACCAGCGCCCACCGUGUCGCCGUCUGGCGCCUCAUAGCGCCGCAGGGCGCACAGCAAGCGUCGCUGCAGCGGCUGCGCGUGGAGACAAAGGGCGCCGCCCCCGCGGUGCUGAAGGUGGCAUGGCUGGGGGACACGGCGCUGGCGACCGUUGCACUCGACGACUCUGUACAGAUUUGGGACGUGACAGAAGCGGCCGUGAACCUGCGCUGCUGCGUGCGUCUGCCACGCCACGCGACGUCGCAGCGCGAGGGUGACGAGGGCUGCGAAGGCAGCGUGCUGCACCUCAGCGCUGCGGACGACGGCAAUUGGCUGGCCCUGGCCACCGUCCACCGCUGUUUCGUCCUCCACGUCCAGUCGGGCUCCAUCACUGAGAUGCCGCCACACCGCGCGGCAAUUUCCUCGAUAUGUGUGGCGACAGAGGCGCCCGCGAAGCACCGCCGCGCGGCGAGCGGUCGUGUGGUGGUCGCGUACGCAGAUUUGUCGCUCGCGGAGUACAACCUCCACGACGGGACCAUCACUACCUUCGGGGAGAAGCUGUCCUCCGUCCUGACCAACAUACAGAGCGAUUUGCCUGUGACUAACAUAAGCUGGUGCCCAGCUCGAGAAAUGUUAUGCCUCGGCGAUUGCUCUAAAAUUAUUUUCAUUAAUCGGAAGGUGUUAUUGGAGUAUGAUUGGAGUUCCCUACAACUUUCAAAUAUGCCUGGAUAUCAGGAAUAUCAUGAGCUUAAAAGUAGAUUAGAGAAAAAUGUGAACCUCUCGGCCAGUGAUUACAGGAAGCAGGAGGUCAUGCUGGAGCGAAGAUUAGAAAAGCUAGAAAUUAUUCAGGAUGAAAUGAGAUUGCAGACGUGGCAGAACUUGACGUCAACGAUCACUCGUCCUGACGACGUGUUACUGGCUGCUAAGCUCGUGUCGUCCCACCAGCUGGUCGCGGUGCAGCUCAAGAAAGAUGAGUUUCUCGAGCACCUGCCCGGGCCGCUUAGAAAGUAUAAGCAAUCAUUCUUGUAACGGAUGGAACCAUUCUCUUCAGAGUGACGUAUUGAAGCACGUUUUGUCACUCGAAGGGUGCCUGUGCUGGUGCCGAAGAAUAAACUGUUCUAACCG